GCACGUGUAUAUUUACGAGAUCCUCCAGGUUCUAACAGUGUUCUUUGGAUGGUUCGGACUCACUUUCCACUUUGCCAAGCUUCCUAAUAUCGGAAUAUACAUUUAUCUCGCCAUCAAGGUUUUUCGACAAUUGGUUCUCUCUCUUCUUGUAUUCACCACUAUCCUGCUUGCCUUCUCCUUCUCCUUCCACCUGGCGCUGAGGAAGCAUCACGUGUUCGACAAUGCCUUCACUUCCUUCUUGAAGUGUAUUAAUAUGAUGGCCGGUGAAUACAACUUUGAUUAUAACUUCACGUUUCAAUCAGUUCGCGAUGUUGGUGGAAGUAAUGGAGUUGUGCAGAUUCUACUUUUAGCAUUUAUUCUGCUUGUCAGCGUUACUAUUGCAAACUUGAUCAUUGCAAUUGUUAUUGCUAACAUUAGCAAGUUUAUGGAGGAGGCAGAUUAUUAUCAACUCGAGAAGACUGUAGACCUUCUUUCAACUGUACACAACAUUAAACAGACAAUUAUCAGAAUAUUUCCUUCCUCAAAACAAAUAUUUGCUCCAACACUACAUGAUUAUGUUGGACAGAAAACACAUCUGUGUGUAAAGAUAACUGAAACAAAUCCGUCCUUAUCCAUGUUGGUUCGAAUACAGAACUCGUUCCGAUCAGCUUCAAGCCGGUUCUAUCCUGUAUACACAUAUGAUACCAACUACAGGGAGGCAGGACCUCAGACUGAUCUAGUUCUUCCAGAGAAGAUUCUCUCCGCUGCUCUAGAGAUAUGUAGAGAAAGAGAGAAAGAACAUUUUAGUUUUCCUGGGUACAGUGAUUACAGUUCAGAUUGGAGAGAUUUGAUUGGAGAUAUGUCAUUCCCAUCCCUUGAUAGUUCAAUCCUUCCCAUCCCUAGAUAGUUUAAUCCUUCUCAUCCCUUGAUAGUUCAAUCCUUCCCACCCCUUGAUAGUUCAAUCCUUCCCAUCCCUUGAUAGUACAAUCCUUCCCAUCCCUUGAUUGUUCAAUCCUUCCCAACCCUUGAUAGUUCAAUCCUUCCCACUCCUUGAUAGUUCAAUCCUUCCCAUCCCUUGUUAGUUCAAUCCUUCCCACCCCUUGAUAGUUCAAUCCUUCCCAUCCCUUGUUAGUUCAAUCCUUCCCAUCCCUUGAUAGUUCAAUCCUUCCCACCCCCUUGAUAGUUCAAUCCUUCCCAUCCCUUGUUAGUUCAAUCCUUCCCACCCCUUGAUAGUUCAAUCCUUCCCAUCCCUUGAUAGUUCAAUCCUUCCCAUCCCUUGAUAUUAAAAUCCUUCUCAUCCCUAGAUAUUAAAAUCCUUCCCAUCCCUAGACACUAGAAUCCUUCCCAUCCCUUGAUAUUAGAAUUCUUCCCAUCCCUAGAUAUUAAAAUCCUCCCCAUCCCUAGAUAUUAAAAACCUUCCCAUCCCUAGAUACUAAAAUCCUUCCUAUCCCUUGAUAUUAAAAUCCUUCCCAUCCCUAGAUACUAAAAUCCUUCCCAUCCCUAGAUAUUAAAAUCCUCCCCAUCCCUAGUUAUUAAAAUCCUUCCCAUCCCUAGAUACUAAAAUCCUUCCCAUCCCUUGAUAGUUCAAUACUUCCCAUCCCUUGAUAGUUCAAUCCUUCCCAUACCUUGAUGGUACAAUCCUUCCCAUCCCUUGAUAGUUCAAUCCUUCCCAUCCCUAGAUAUUAAAAUCCUUCACAUCCUUUGAUAGCAGAAAUCCGUUGAGCCCUUCUAUUUAUAAGUUAUCUGCUGCUUUCAUCAUUGUCUCCCCCCGCCCCAAAAAAAACAGUAUUUACCUGUAUAUGCAUAGUAUUCAGAUUAAUUUUCAAGCAUAAUUAUGAUUAUGGAAAUAUUUUCUUAUUUUUUUUAUUUCAUACCUGUGAUAAAACUUUAAUUUUAUGAGAAGCGGAAACCCGGACCGGUAAAUAUCGAUUGAAGUAUAUGAUAUUCAUAUAAUUAUAAGUAUUUUUUAUAAUAUUUCAGUGUAACAUUUAACGUUUAAUAAAAUAGGACUUUGA
Messenger RNA from Eurytemora carolleeae, 1994 nucleotides. RefSeq lists its product as uncharacterized. The coding region runs from base 254 to 886 and encodes 210 amino acids. NCBI's taxonomy places the organism in Eukaryota, Metazoa, Arthropoda, Copepoda, Calanoida, Temoridae. The transcript is spliced from 10 exons. The record is from RefSeq and is a predicted model, not a curated record.